Sphenostylis stenocarpa is the source of this 273-nucleotide messenger RNA. Lineage: Eukaryota; Viridiplantae; Streptophyta; Magnoliopsida; Fabales; Fabaceae. The record is from the annotation of a GenBank genome assembly.
AUGCCUUUCAAACUGAACGCAACGCCCGUCUUCCAAAUACAAAACAAAAAGGGAUCGUUGGGGAAGAAAGAUGGAGUGCGGCCUGUGGAGCACAUAGUUGCUCAAACAUAUGCGGAGUGGGAGAGGGAAGCGCCAAUGAAAUCCGAGGCAGCAGCGGCACCGAAAGUCGCGGAGGAGUGUGGAUUUAGGGAGUGGGAGAAGGAUUAUGAUCUCUAUUUUGGAUUUCCCCAGGGCACCGAAAUCGGAGGCGGCGGCACCAUUGAAAUCCCCUGA